UGAUGACCUCGAAACUCAUACAUGCCCGGUGUUGUUAUGCAACAUACCGGGACACGGUUUUAGAUAAUAAUCGAUUUCAUGACACGGCGAACAAAAUAUAGCGACCAUCAACUGCUAUCGCAGCUUAACCACAAAUUCAACACACACUCGAUAGGUGUCAUUUCCCACGGACCCGCGACCUCAUUCUACAGUUAAACGACUCCGCACUGGCUCGCAAACUGAACCCCAUACAGCCGCACUGUCUAAAUUAUCUUCUCCGUCACUUGGGUGACUUAAAGGAGUGAGCAUUUGAUUGAAUCUGUAGACCUUUGUCGCAAUUCCAUCUUGUAAAGCGCAAGCAUCCCCCGGUCAUUUAACCUGAAGGACAGUCUCACGACCUUCCCGUAAGGCCAACAGCACAGAAGGGGCGGAGUCUAUCAUGCGAAAACACUCCGGCUGAGUUUAGCCUUUUAGCUAGCCGCCUGACGGCUUUCAUUCAACACUCGUAACAACAUUUAUGAUGGAGUCUUCACUCGGGAUAUCUGAGGAGAAAUGUUUGGCUACUGUUAGAGGACAUGAGCUUAGAGGUGGACAGAAAGAACCAAGACUCCUAUCCCUGUUAGAGUGUCCGGGACAGUUCAAGUUAAAUAUUCUGGCAAACCCUGAAGCGAUUGUAUUAAAUCCAGUGCCCCAGCUGUCAAUCCCCAUCAAUAACCAUUUUCACCUUGUUCGAGAGGCUGAAGAAGCACUUCUCAUUGACAUCUCAAAUAACACAACAGUUCGAAUCCGUCUGCGAGGUGAGCAAACUCCAGAGCUUCUGCUGGAGCUGCAGGAUGACGUUCACACUCAAUCCUUCCUUCAGCAUGCCAUGAAGGCCAAACAGCAAGCUGAGAGUCCACAGCCCAGAAAGAUCGUGCCUGUUGUACCUGUUCCAGUCAAAGGCUGUGUUCCAAUCCCACCGCAAAGAGGAACCUCCAAAUCCACCUCAAACAACCUCAGCAACAGCAAUGUAGCGAAACCCUUAAAUACAGACUCCGCCCUCUCAGACUUCGUGUUGGAGGAAAAUUUUAACCAUUGUUUGAAAGUGGAAGAAAAGAAGAACCACCAAAACCGUAUAGUUGCACAACGAGAGCCACCUCCUCCACCAGUGCCCCCUCUUCCCCCUCGCAAAAGUCCAUACACACCGUCGACAAACCUCACAGCAGCUCCAGCCGCCAAAGACAGGCCACCGCCCACACAGAACACCACACCUGUCAGACACGAGUAUCACUCUGUAGAUCGUCCUGUUUCUUGGACCGACAGCCCAUCCAACCACACAAUGAGACAAGCCAUGAUGAGCAGUCAGGCAAGCUCGAGGGAAGGUCUGCUCAAGUAUCGCCUCAACAAGAAGGAAAAGGAAUAUGUGGACAUUCAGAACUUCAAGCUCUUCAUGGGCACGUGGAAUGUGAAUGGUCAGCCCCCUGAUAGCAGUCUUGAGCCCUGGCUGUGUUGUGUCCAAGACCCUCCAGAUGUUUAUGCACUGGGAUUUCAGGAGUUGGACCUGAGCACAGAGGCUUUUUUGUAUAUGGACUCAUCCAAAGAACAGUUGUGGGUUGACGCAAUAGAGAGAAACCUCCACCCUAAAGCCAAAUACAUUCAGAUGCGUAUUAUUCGUCUGGUGGGAAUGAUGCUGGUGGUGUAUGUCAACAAACAGCACAAGAAUCACAUAAGAGAGGUGGCUGCAGAAUCAGUGGGAACUGGCCUUAUGAAUAAAAUGGGGAAUAAAGGAGGAGUGGCCGUACGGUUUGUGUUUCACAAUACAAGCUUCUGCUUUGUAAACUCUCACCUGGCGGCACACGUGGAAGACUUUGAGCGUCGGAACCAGGACUACAAAGACAUAUGUGCCCGCAUGAGCUUCCACCUGCUGGAUUACCCUCCUCUCAGUAUAGUCAAGCAUGAUGUGGUGAUUUGGCUUGGAGAUCUCAACUACAGGCUAUGUUUGCCUGAUGCCGGGGAGGUGAAAAGGCUUAUUGCAGAUAAUGAGCUACGGAGGCUUCAGGAGUAUGAUCAGCUAAACAUCCAGAGAAAGACUAAACGUGCUUUCACUGAUUUCAUUGAAGGGGAGAUUAAUUUCACCCCAACUUACAAAUAUGAUGCUAAAUCAGAUCGAUGGGACUCAAGUGGAAAGUGUCGAGUCCCUGCAUGGUGUGACCGUAUUCUGUGGAGGGGGGGUAACAUCAAACAGCUUCACUACCGUAGUCAUAUGGAGCUGAAGACCAGUGACCACAAACCUGUCAGCUCUCUCUUCAGCAUCGGGGUGAAGAUGGUGAACGAACAGCGCUACAAGAAGGUAUUUGAAGAAAUUGUGCGUGACAUGGACAGGUUGGAAAAUGACUUCUUGCCGUCUCUGUCCCUGUCCCAUCGUGAGUUCACGUUUGAGAACGUAAAAUUCCGGCAGCUACAGCGUCAGAGUUUCCUCAUCACUAAUGACGGGCAGGUCCCAUGCACAUUCGCUUUCAUUCCCAAACUCAAUGACUCUCAGUACUGUAAGCCCUGGCUGCGUGCUGAACCCUGCGAGGGGGUACUAGACCCUAAUGAGUCAAUGGAGAUUUUCUUUGAAGUGUAUGUCAGUAAAGACUCUGUGACUCUGCUAAACUCUGGCGAGGAUAAAAUCGAGGACAUCCUUGUGCUUCACCUGGACCGGGGGAAGGACUACUUCAUCACUGUCUCUGGAAACUAUCUGGCCAGUUGCUUCGGAACAUCUCUGGAGACUCUGUGCCGCAUGAAGAAACCCAUUCGCGAGAUCCCCGUCACCAAACUCAUCGAUCUGGGAGAGGAUAGCAGCAUGGAAAAGGAAAAAUCCAGGAUGAAUUUCUUGUUGGACAAUACUGGAACAGAGGACAAACCUCUGAAGAUUCCCAAAGAGAUCUGGUUGCUUGUCAAUCAUCUCUACACUAAGGCCUGUCAGCAGGAGGACCUCUUCCAAACCCCAGGCCUUCAAGAUGAGCUACAAAGUAUUAUUGACUGCCUGGAUACGAGCAUUCCUGACUCCAUCCCUGGCUGUAAUCACUCAGUUGCUGAAGCUCUGUUGAUCUUCUUGGAAGCUCUGCCUGAACCUGUCCUUUGUUAUGAGCUCUACCAGCGAUGUCUCGACUGCUCUCACGACAGCCGACUUUGCAAACAGUUAAUAUCUCAGCUCCCACGGGCCCAUCGCAAUGUUUUCCGUUACCUGCUGGCCUUCUUGAGGGAAUUACUCAAACACUCUAUCGACAACAACCUGAACGCCAACCUGCUAGCUACUCUCUUUGCAAGCCUCCUCAUUCGGCCGCCUCCCAAUCUUGCCGGCAAACAGACAACAAGUGAUCGACAAAAAUCCAGCGACUUCAUUCUGGGGUUUCUGAUGGGUGGUGAUGAAGAAUGAGUGAGCUGAUUGCACAAAAGGGGACAGAGGUUAAGGGGUCAUGGAGUGAAUCAGAGGUCUUCGGGUGGACGGCUGAGGUGUGUUUGGCUGGUCUGGAGAUAUUUGGACCACCCAUGCACUACUGUCGUUGGGAGUUUGACAGCAUUGGAACCUGGUAUCUUCAGUAGUUUUUCACAAACACUGCCUAUCGGUUAGGUUUAUUUCUGUUCUUUAAAAUAGAAAAAUAGAUUGGUGUCAACUUAUCUCCGUUGUGGCUGUGGAAGUAUUAAUACGCACAUUUAGAUCCCCGAGAAACCUCAACGUUUUGACUCUAGCAUUUGUGACCCUUCCUUGUCUCUCUGUGACCACUGGAGUAGAGUGCUGUUAUGCCAAAUCCAAUAUAUCUCCUCUUAUUUGACUGAAAUAAGUGUAUAUAUAGACCCACGGACACUCAAAGACCAACAUAUUACACUAAAGGAAAGCCAUGGUAAGGAAACUCCAUGGACUGCUGCUGGCAGGUUAAAGACUCCCUUCAGGUUUGGAGCGUCUUUGCUUUAGUCCACAUAUCUGUCUGCGCUUUCUCCUUUCUGUCCCUAUAUGGGUAUUAGAAAUAUUAGAGCUGUUAGAAUGAUUAGAGUUUGACAAUCGACUACCUUUCAGCACAGCGAAGAAGUCCGGGACAGCAGCUUCUCUGGGAUCUUGACUCACUGAUGUAUUUGAAUCAUGAUGAAUCAGCCGACUCUUGUCAGUUGUGAUGUGCACAUGUUGUUAUUUAUAUGUUUUCCAGUCUUAUAUACAUUAGCAUUGUGCAUUCGGUUGUCCCCUUCAGAAAAAUACAAGUUACAUAAUGAUGGUUUUUAGGUUUUCCUCCUAGCUCCUUUUUAGGCCGCUAUAAUGACAUCUAAAUCUGAACUACUUCAUCUGCACUGAAAAGGAUCCUUUUAUUCCUUUGAGAUCUGCUCUUAGUCCCGACGUUAACAUUUUAACUUAUGUGCUCAAUGAGUGAUUUAUUGUUCUGUCUUGUUUUGUAAUGAAGAUGUAAUCGUGUUUUCUAUUUAAGUGUACAUUGUCAUCCUGACUCUUAACUCAUACUGGGACAGUUUUGUGUGUCUGUUUACAGUCUUUGUUGGUGGUGUGCCGUAUUACAUUGACAUGCAUUUGGUGUAGUGACAUCAGUAUGUGCUUAUGUAUGUUGAAUAAUCGUACACAUUGGGAGUAAUCGUAAAAAAAAUUAACAUGGAGAGGCUCCGCAUUGCACAGCCAGUGUGGUUUUCUUCUGCAGUACGAAUAGGAAGUCUCAUUUUUCUGUUACACAUAUUUAUCAUCACCCUACGGCUAAAAUAUUAUUGGAAUGAAAACCACGGAGCGCACAGCAUAAUGCGUGUGACUUGUGCUUGCUCCAGCAAUAUUUUCUCCAAAUCCCACAGGAAGUGUUUUUGCUGCACUCUUGAGCACUAUGAGAGAAAGAGAUGGAAAAGAAGCGUCAGCAAAUGUUCUGUCUGACUUUGUGUCCUAGUUUUCUUCAAUGCUCAUAAGUUGCGAUGUUCUGUGAGCUGUCAUGGCUGUGGCGCGAUGCCCACUGCUGAUGCUCCCCGUCAUGUGCUUUCUUGGACCAGAUCUAUGUAAUCUUAAAUCUUCUCACAUCAUCUGCCAUGUUUUAAAGCCCCUGCCUUUUUAUAUCUGCUAUGGAAAUGACCAUCAUUAAAUUCCUGAGCUGGGCUGUUUUAUUCAGUCACUCCGCUUUCAUUGCCAGUAGAUGACGUUUCUGAAAGAAAUAAACCUCGUUGUAGGAGACUGUAGGAGCAGAAUCUCAGAUGGCCAUUAUUCUUGCACAAUUUUGUGGUGUGCCGUGAUCACCACCCUGCCUGUUUAUUGUUCUGUGCUGUCUUUCUAUCCAUUUGAUUUUUGUAAUAUACAGUCUUAACGUUUCUGGUACUUUGCAGCUGGGUACUUGUACAUAUGUUUUAUUCGUGGGGGAUGGGGACUUUUAAUUUAUUCAAUGGAAUAAAGAUAUUAUGACCGUG
Triplophysa rosa is the source of this 5382-nucleotide messenger RNA. RefSeq names its product OCRL inositol polyphosphate-5-phosphatase (gene ocrl). NCBI's taxonomy places the organism in Eukaryota, Metazoa, Chordata, Actinopteri, Cypriniformes, Nemacheilidae. The transcript is spliced from 24 exons. Gene Ontology annotation, molecular function: phosphatidylinositol-4,5-bisphosphate 5-phosphatase activity; inositol phosphate phosphatase activity. The record is from RefSeq and is a predicted model, not a curated record. Gene Ontology annotation, biological process: signal transduction; phosphatidylinositol dephosphorylation. Gene Ontology annotation, cellular component: membrane; cytoplasm. The coding region runs from base 497 to 3379 and encodes 960 amino acids.